Molecule: messenger RNA, 5478 nt
Organism: Meyerozyma guilliermondii ATCC 6260
Lineage: Eukaryota; Fungi; Ascomycota; Pichiomycetes; Serinales; Debaryomycetaceae
Exons: 1
Coding region: 1-5478 (1825 amino acids)
Biological process (GO): COPII vesicle coat assembly; autophagy; Golgi organization
Cellular component (GO): endoplasmic reticulum exit site; ER to Golgi transport vesicle membrane
Source: RefSeq, a predicted model, not a curated record
AUGGAAAGUGACGCCGGUGCCCAGCAGCCUCCCGAAGCGUCAGAAAACUCAAAUAUGUACGGGGGAUACCAAACUGAAACCGAAAGUGAUCCCUUGGUUUAUAAAAGUGAUAAUAAUCACAAUCCUGGUUCAACGAAUUUGGACGGCCCAAAUUCCAUUGUUGCUCAAACCGAACCCAAUGCCGUUUCCGAGAGAAGAACAAGUGUUCUUCAGCAAGCAGACGAUGUGCUCCCUCGUCAUCUGUCCAUAGAUGAUGCAAUUGCUUCGGUAGCUCGUCAACUGGCGGGAUUUAGUGAAGACUUUCUUCGCCGUGACCUGCGAGUGUCGGCUUCUCAUAGUUCACACAAUGAAGCCGGCCAUCAUGCUGAUUCUGAACAGCUUGAAACCCGUCUUCCAGUGCCAGAGAAUGUCCAGGAACACAACAAUGUGUCCAAUACUGAGAACCAUGAAAGUACAGGAGCUCCAGCAGAUGAUUCGUUUUUUUCUGAACUAGCAUCCAGACCCGAGACUUCGGAGCAGUUUUUCAGCACUCAUGCGCAAGAAGAGAUAACCCCCUUAGUAGAUCCAUUACAAGAGGUGGACGAGCGUCGUGAGUCAUUCCCAUGGGAAGAGCUGAAGGAAGGAGCCGAUUUCUUUUCGAGCCUAGGAAACUCUGAACACAACCAGACCCCUGCCUCGGGUACGGAAGAGCAUGAACAGUCUCAUGUCUCUACUCUGUUUAAUGAAGAAGAAACAGCGAUUACUCAUGGCAACGAGGAAAGUAUCCCAUGGCCCUCUUACGACGAAAAUAGUCACGAAGCUCAUGCUCAGCAUACCUCUGAGGGUGCGCAAGAAACUGACUCAGUUGCUCCUCUGGCUCACACUGUCCACGAAUCAGAUUCAACGCCUACUCCAAAACCAGACUCGACCAAUGAGCUUGAUGAGCUCUUUGCUGGAGACGACGACGAUUUCUUGCAAGAGAUUGUGAAAGACCAGGAACCUGUAACAAGCAAUGGAAAUCAGGAUACGAAGACACCCAGCUCGCAGGAACCAGAGCCAGCCGAAGAAAGCCAAGUUAAAAAGAAAGAUUCCUUUGCAUUCUUGGAAUUAGACGAUGACCUUCUUUUGGAUGAUGAUUUAUUACCAGAUGAGGAGGACGAAGGAGAGAUUAACAGCAACGCAACAGUAGUCCAGCCACAGACUACAACUACAUCUCGUUACAGCAGACCACUGCAGCCAACGUCAACUUCAUCGUCUUUUUCCAAGCCAGUUGCUGCUCAAGAGUUUAACAAAAAGCUUGAAGAAGCUAAAAAGAAACAUGAUGCGUAUGAUUUCCCAUCAAAUUUACUACACCUGUCAAUUAAACCAGCCCCAAGAACGAACAACAAGUAUGCUGCACCAUCGGGCUCAGCUGGCUCUCCAAAUUCGGCAUCAGCUUCAGCUCCACCACCCCUGCUGACUACGUCGCUACCAUUGCACCCUCAAGCAGCUCCAGGUGUAGCACAAGAGAAUCGUCCACCUCUUCAGUCGCACAGUUCUGCACCAAAUCAGGCUCCUUCCAAGUCUCCAGCCAAAAAGUCAUUCUUUGAGGAACUCCCCAUUCCUACUCCAAGAGCUGCAGUGAGACCCGCAAGAAGUGGGCCAUCGAAGCCAUCUCCUGUGACCGCAAAACCGGCAGUUGGACAGGCUCAAAAGAAACCAACACAGCCUCCUGUCAACCCAUAUGCCAUGCAAAACCUCAAGACUCCCUCCGCAGCAUCCAGUCCAGCAAGUGCUGUCCCACAAGUUACAUUGCCCAACGCACCUGUUGGUCCAGUUCCUCCCGUGGCCCCCAUUGGUGGUGUGGUAGCUCCAGGUCCAUUUUCUGAUAUGGCAUCGGUAGCUCCACUUCCACAAUCGGCACCCCAAAACUCGUUGCUGGCAACUCCCAAUACGACAUCACAACCUCGAAAGUUGUCAAAUGCAGGUUCUAGCCCAUAUGUUCCCAAAGUGGGUCCUUACGGACCAUCUGGCCACACCAGACAUCAUUCCAGAGCGAGCUCUUUGGUAGGAGCAAAAGGUAAGGAGGUCAAUCCCUAUGCCCCUGCUCUUUCUCCCGUGAAUGCAAGUGGUGGGCAAAUGCUGCCUCAAAAUCAAGCUUCGAGUUUGUCCGCUGUAGCACCACCGACAGCUCAUCUGUCCGCCACGGCUAGUAGGUUACGUCGGAUUUCGAAUCCUCGCUCCAUUUAUGGAAAUGCAGUUGCGCAACAAUUGAAGCCAGUGGACCCUAAUAUUAGGUUUCAAAAACAAUUUCCAAUCUUCAACUGGGGUCUCAAUAACAAUGUUUCUAUGAUUCCUAAGAACAUGCAGAGGAACAUAAACAUCAAGCAACUCACGGGCGGUGCGUUUACGGAAAUCUUGAAAUCUUUCCCGGGACCUUUGAGUAAGAAACUGAAAGCAAAGGACGUUGAAAAGUGGCUUAAGACCAAAGUGACCCAUUUGGACAGCUCUACGCCUAAUGUGGCCACAAAUGAAGCGAAGCUUAGCGAUGAGGUCGGUGAAAUCCUAGCAGCUUUGGUGGCCUCGAAUGGAGACGUUAGGUCGCAAGAAUUCAUCUCUACUGCGUGCUCCGUCUUAAACCCACACCAUUAUUCACAAGUGGAGGCGAUGGCAACACCACAAGGCUCGAAUCAUUCUGCAACGGCAUACAAGCUCGACAACAGUGGUCUGAAUCAAUUACUCACUUAUUGCCAGGCGGGCCAGACUGAUCGUGCGCUAGAGCUCUGUGUGGCAGCGGGAGAUUGGGCGUUAGCUUUGAUCAUUAGUCAUAGCAUGGGACCCCAGGCAUUCGGAAAAACCGCUAGCGACUUUGCUCGUACCUCGUAUCCAUUCCAAAAAUCUCAAAGCAAGUUGAAUCACCUUAUGCCUAUUAUUUUGAAGGUUUUCUCUGGAAAUGUGAAAAGCAUUAUUGAGGAUUUCCAAAACGUUGCGACUGAACUCGAAUGGGUAUUGUUGCAUUGGAGGGACGUGGUGACUCUGAUAGCUGCAAAUGCCAUACAAAAUGGAAAGGUGAACGAAUUUCUCAAUGAAUUUGGUCAACUCUUAGCAUCGCACGGCAACUUUAUAGGGCGAGACGUUUGUUUUAUUUUGACUGGGGCACCUCUUUCCCCUUCAUUUUCAGUUGUUGGAGGAGACAGCCAAAUGGGACUUUUCUAUACUGAGAUUUACGAGUAUGCUCUCAGCCAACGUUCAGCAGCAACUGCAAACACUUUGUUGCCAACACUUCUGGUCAAACUCCAUCAUGCCCAGCUUUUAGCAGAUUAUGGGCUCAAUGUUGAUAGUCAACGGUACUGCGAUCAAAUCGGUGCAUCUUUGAAAACAACCAAGCAACAGGUGCCGCCGGCAAUAAUUCACGAAUUCCAAAGACUUUUGGUACGGGUUUCUGACACCGGAGCAAACGAUCAAAGUUGGUAUGGGGGUAUUGGAAAGAUCAAUAAGAUGUGGGGUCAACUCGAUAAGUUGAUCAGCGGUGACGAAAACACUGAAAAGAAGGGAGAAACUGGGUUGUUUUCCAAGUUUAGUCCUUCAGUUUCGAGAAAUGCUUCAACAACUGACAUACAUGCGUUGGAUCGCCCAGAAUUUCACAGUAUGGUCAGCUCCAUGUCUGCUCCCAUAACCCCUGGUGAACAAUAUGGAAGAACACCCUCUUCUGUGGCACCUGUCACAUCGCUACUGGGAGUGAGCUCAUCUCAAACGAGCAACCCUUUGACUUCCGUACCUCGUUAUGCUCCGCCAGCCAAGAAUAGUCGUCCACAGCAAUCUCCACAGCAACCAACUAGAAGUCACGACAUGGCCCCACACAGCGGACUGCGCUAUGCGCCAUCAAACGCUUCGCUGCUGAAUUUGGGGAACCCUGAAGAAGCCAUUCAAUCACGAAAACCACCUUCCAAGUACUCUAGACCUGCUCAAGUUGGAGCAGCUUUCUCUUACAAUAAUCCAGUUGCUGAAGCCUCCAGUCUGUCAAUUGGCCUGUACGGGUCGCACGCUGUUCCAAAUCCACCACCAGCUACUCAGGGCCACACCAAGCAACCCUCGUUCAAUAGCAUUGUGUCCAAUGAUUACUCGGUCAUUAGAGAUCACAACAGAUCUCCUCUGGUUCAAAGUGACAUCAGCUUGGAUUAUCCCGUUGAUUUUAGAGAAAGAAUCGCAGAGCUGAAGCAGGAGUCAGAAGAGAAUGCAGAUAUAAAGCAACUAAACGAAAUACCUACCAACGGAAACGGCAACGAGAAUACUCAAGCUCAGUCUUCGAAAGACCAAUCUUCUCCAUUACCCUACGCUAACCAAUCUGGUACAACCAUGGACUCAACAGAGGUAGCUUCUCAACAAUCACAGCAGCCACCACCACCACCUCCCAAACUUACACAGACACCAACGCAACUGCCAUCAAGAGGUCCACCACCAGCUGUAUCAAGAUCGCCAUCCCAACCACCAAAGGCCAAUCCUUAUGCCCCUGGAGCCCGUACGAAUAAACCUCGUGGAAGAAAUCGGUAUGGUCCUCCCAGCGCAUUAGGAUCGAAUGCGCCUAGCGUUCCUGAGGUCAAUGGUAAUAGAGCACUGGAAGAGCCCAAGAACGUCAAUCCAAAAGUACAUGAAGAAAAGACUUCAAAUAUAGACGACAGCUUUACUAGCAGUUACCAGGAAGAUACACAAAUGAGUCUGCCUCUGCUCAUGCUCAACCACAACCAAGGCGCAAUCAACCAAACAGAAAGACCAAAUAGUAAAUUUGGUUUGGGAGACGAGUUCCCAAUUCCUGGAUCGCCUGAAGUAACUACAAGAGCAAAUCUGGUCUAUGGUGGCCAUGGGGGAUUUUUCCUGUCUAGAUUGUCCCAGUCACAGCAGUCGACAAUGUAUCAACAGUAUGAGGUGACGGAUGAUACUGUACAAGACUAUGUGCCUGUAGUGGAAGAAGAAGACGAGGAAGAAGAUGCACCCAAAUCGCAAUCUAGCCAGCCAGCACAGAAUGGAAGCAAAUCAGCUGCCAAUGCAAAGGGACAAACAGGGCUAUUCAGCAUUUUUGGAAUGAGAAAGAACGACGGAAAGCCAAAGCCUAUACGUGCCAAGAUGGGAGAGCCUAUGAAGCUAGUUUAUGAUGAGGAGAUGAAGGCAUGGAUCGACCCUUCAAUUCCUCGCGAUCAGCAACUCAAAAAGGCAGCACCACCACCUCCACCGAAAAUGAAGACCAGUGCUAAACCUAGUAACGUACCAAGUGUCGGAGAAGCACCCUCGCAACAGCACACACCUCAAACGGGACCAGUGCUUCCACCAGGCAACCUGAGUGGACCCACCCCAAAGCCGAUUGGCAGUGGACCCAAACCGCCAGCGCCUAGAGCAGGCACGAAACCACAAUUGGCAAAUGCUAAUUUGGACGACCUUUUGUCGCUCAGCUCUCAACCAGGAGCAGCAGGACGGAAACCCAAGCGUGGAGCUCGCCGUGGCUACGUGAACGUCAUGGAGCAAUGA